GCCACCUUCGCACAAACCAAACUGUCCCCAGGGCGGGCAGAGGUCUCGCUCCGGGACGCGCGCGUGCCCCCUUGCAAAGGGUUAAUUUUGCAAUCGCACGAGGGGGAGGAGAUUUCCCCGUAGACGAAGGACACGUAGCGCCUCCGAAGACCAGCCCCGAUGAACAUGUCAGUGUUGACUCUGCAAGAAUAUGAAUUCGAAAAGCAGUUCGACGAGAACGAAGCCAUCCAGUGGAUGCAGGAGAACUGGAAAAAAUCCUUCCUGUUUUGUGCUUUGUACGCUGCCUUCAUAUUUGGUGGCCGACACUUAAUGAACAAACGGGCGAAGUUUGAACUGAGGAAGCCAUUAGUGCUCUGGUCGCUGACGCUUGCUGUCUUCAGUAUAUUCGGUGCUCUUCGAACUGGUGCUUACAUGGUGUACAUUUUGAUGACCAAAGGCCUGAAGCAGUCAGUCUGUGACCAGGGUUUUUACAUUGGACCGGUCAGCAAGUUCUGGGCUUAUGCAUUUGUGCUAAGCAAGGCACCCGAACUAGGAGAUACGAUAUUCAUCAUUCUAAGGAAGCAGAAGCUCAUCUUCCUGCACUGGUACCACCACAUCACCGUGCUCCUGUACUCCUGGUACUCCUACAAGGACAUGGUUGCCGGGGGAGGCUGGUUCAUGACCAUGAACUACAGCGUGCACUCCGUGAUGUACUCGUACUACGCCUUGCGGGCGGCGGGUUUCCGUGUCUCCCGGAAGUUCGCCAUGUUCAUCACCUUGUCCCAGAUCACUCAGAUGCUGAUGGGCUGUGUCAUUAACUACCUGGUCUUCUACUGGAUGCAGCAUGACCAGUGCCACUCUCACUUUCACAACAUCUUCUGGUCCUCCCUCAUGUACCUCAGCUACCUUGUGCUCUUCUGCCAUUUCUUCUUUGAGGCCUACAUCGGCAAGAUGAGGAAGACAGCGAAGGCUGAAUAGUGUUGGAACUGAGGAGGAAGCCAUAGCUCAGGGUCAUCAAGAAAAAAAAAAAAUAACAGACAAAAGAAAAUGGCACAAGGAAUCACAUAUGGUGCAGCUAAAACAAAACAAAAAUCAUAGGAGCAGACACAAACCCAAGGCAGCUUAGGGAUAAUUAGGUUGAUUUAACCCAGUAAGUUUAUGAUCCUUUCCGGGUGAGGACUCACUGAAUGCACUUCCAUCUCAAAACACCGCUGCUGGAAGGCCACAUCCCCUCUUAAUCUGUCCCCUCUAGGACAAAGGAGAGCAAACGGGAACCAGAGGCAGAGAGAGAGUACCGGAAGGCCAGCUAAGGGUGUUAGCACGCUAGCAAAAGAUGUCUUUACUGAGUGUCAUAUUUCUCUAAGGAGGAAAGAAUUUUAUUUAAAAAUACGAGCGCACACACACACACACACACACACACACACACAAUCCUUUCCGAUCUUUACCAACACCCAACUGCAGCCAACAGAAAAGGUAAACAUGAAAGAGAUACAGGGGGUGUGUCUAGAACAAUAAGGCUUUUGCAGAAAUUAAGGCCUUUUUUUAAGAAAGGUGAGUUGUUGUAGCCCCAUGAGAAAAGAUAUCUUAAUCGUCCCUUGUGAAAACAGAUGUAAACAAUUACAUUCGGCUCAAAAAAAAAAAAAAAAAAGAUGAAUAUUCACUGCAUAGCUGCAGGCUAGUGAGUUUGCCAAAAGCAAACGGGGGCACCAGGACUCUCCCGAGGGUCCUCCUGGGAGGACGGACACAUUGCAGCCCGGGUUCCAGUGGGGACAGCUCCACCCCAGGGCACUUCUGACAGCAGAACUGUGAUUUCUAGUCUUAAAACCAGAUAGGAAGAAUGAUCCUUUUGUUCAGUUGCCCGCAGGCUUUUGAACAGCAGAGUAAGUACAGAAUCAGAAAGAUUUAAAGGAAAAAAAAAAAAAAAUGCAACCAGACGAUUUGCAGAUGGAUUCUGUAACUCCCCGAAAAAGGCCCAGCCAGGUACCCCUGCUGAGCCAGGAGAGGGAAGCUGGGGCGACAGGUGAGCCGGCCGUAGAUGACACGGACACCCCUCCCUAUGGGACUUCACAUAGGCCCCUGACUUUCCAAAAGAAACCCUGUGGGACAGUCUAUUUUCUAUAUUUUUGUGACUUUCAAAGAGAAAUUCUGCAGGACUCUUUCCUGACACUGUGCUGAGCAGGGGUGUCUACAGUGCCCCCUGCUGGCCGCGUGGCGGUACUUCACCAAACACUCCUGGCAAGUUUGGCUGAAGACAGUUGACAAUUAAGGCCCCCCCCCAUAGAUUUACCCCACCCCCCCCAAAUUUUAAAUGACAUAAAAUACUUGUCAUACUUCCUUUAGCCCAAUCAGAAGCUAUCCAUCCUGCUUCAAAUCAGCUUCAGAAAUUUUUUGUAAAAGGGACUUUAUCGCUCUGGAACUCAAAGAUCAAUUUAUUAAGAGCCAUAUUCUUUUAAAAAAAACAAAAAAAAGCUAGGUCAUAUCAUCUGUGAUAUUUCAGUCCUUUGCAAGCCAAAUAAACGUGUCAAUGUUCCUAGUAUUUCAAAGGAGCAACUCUUGUAAAGUUGUUCAAUGUGACAUCAUAGUAUUACUAUUAUAAUUGGUUAAGUAGCUUAAUGAUUAGGCAAACUAGAUGAAAGGUUAGGGGCUAUUCUACAAGCAUAGAUUAUGCACACAUACACGCACACAGAUGUGGGGUACACCGAACUUCAGAUCCCAAAUGACUAGAAACAUUUUCUGGCUAGCAGAAAAAAGAAACCAUUGUUUUAUCUUUCUUGCUUUAUUUGAGCGUGUACAGUAAAAGGGAUUUUUUUUCAAAUUAUUUUUAUAUUGUUUUAGCUUUAAAGUGUGCUGUCAUUCACGAAACAGCUGCUCUGCUUUUCCGUCAAGAGAUGGCAAGAGCUUUUUCCAGCAUCUCAUUUCUGUGUCGAAUUGAAAAAAAAAAAAGAAUAAAGUUUUAUUCCAUUCUGUGUGAA
This is a messenger RNA of Lemur catta (Ring-tailed lemur), 2951 nucleotides long. It is a transcript of the gene ELOVL6, whose product is annotated as ELOVL fatty acid elongase 6. The coding region runs from base 160 to 957 and encodes 265 amino acids. The record is from RefSeq and is a predicted model, not a curated record. Gene Ontology annotation, cellular component: endoplasmic reticulum; endoplasmic reticulum membrane. Gene Ontology annotation, molecular function: fatty acid elongase activity. The transcript has 5 exons. NCBI's taxonomy places the organism in Eukaryota, Metazoa, Chordata, Mammalia, Primates, Lemuridae. Gene Ontology annotation, biological process: very long-chain fatty acid biosynthetic process; fatty acid elongation, polyunsaturated fatty acid; sphingolipid biosynthetic process.